CGGAGCUCAGUCUCUCCCCAACACGUUCUGAGCCGCUCCCCGUUCAAACCCAACCAGGGAGCCGCGAACGAGGCUCACCAUCCCCCGGCCGGCAGGACUCCGCGGCCGCUGAGCGCUCCCGCGUGUCGGGCGCUUGGAGUCCCCGCAGCCCGAGAGGGGCCCGGACUCUCGAGCUCCGGGGGGUGCCUGUGGAAUCCAGCGCCUCGGGCUUCCCGGGUCCCCAGCAGCGGGAGCCCCAGAGAGGCACUCAGCCCCGGGACCACCGCGGAACAAGAUCGAGACUGAGAACCCACUGCAACUACCAAAAUGGGCAGCAAAACCUUGCCAGCACCAGUGCCCAUACAUCCAUCCCUUCAGCUCACCAACUAUUCCUUCCUUCAGGCAGUGAAUGGCCUGCCCACAGUGCCCUCGGACCACCUGCCCAACCUGUAUGGUUUCAGUGCGCUGCACGCUGUGCACCUGCACCAGUGGACGCUGGGCUACCCCGCCAUGCAUUUGCCACGCUCUUCUUUCUCCAAAGUGCCCGGUGCAGUGUCCAGCCUGGUGGAUGCACGCUUCCAGCUUCCUGCCUUUCCCUGGUUCCCUCACGUCAUCCAGCCCAAGCCAGAGAUCACUGCAGGAGGCAGCGGCCCCUCGGCACUCAAGACCAAGCCGCGCUUUGAUUUUGCCAACUUGGCCUUGGCCGCCACGCAAGAAGAUCCAUCCAAGCUUGGCCGGGGGGAGGGUCCUGGCUCCCCUGCUGGUGGGCUGGGUGCCCUCCUGGAUGUGACCAAGCUAUCCCCAGAAAAGAAGCCCACGAGGGGACGUCUGCCUUCCAAGACCAAGAAAGAGUUUGUCUGCAAGUUCUGUGGCCGCCACUUCACUAAGUCCUACAACCUACUUAUCCAUGAGCGGACGCACACCGACGAGCGGCCCUACACCUGUGACAUCUGCCACAAAGCCUUCCGGAGGCAAGACCACCUACGGGACCACAGAUAUAUUCACUCCAAAGAGAAGCCUUUCAAGUGUCAAGAGUGUGGGAAAGGAUUCUGCCAGUCCAGGACUCUCGCUGUCCACAAGACGCUACACUCACAGGUGAAGGAGCUCAAAACCUCCAAGAUCAAAUGCUAAACAGAGCCUCUGGGUCGCCAGGACCCUGGGUCAUGCCGCCCCCUCCUCCAGAGGGACCAGAAGCCGACGGCGAAUCUGGCGGGCAGCGGGAGGGGCUCCCGGGACCUUUCCCCAUCCCACACGUGUCCCCUGGG
This is a messenger RNA of Equus quagga, 1244 nucleotides long. RefSeq names its product odd-skipped related transcription factor 1 (gene OSR1). Gene Ontology annotation, molecular function: DNA-binding transcription factor activity, RNA polymerase II-specific; RNA polymerase II transcription regulatory region sequence-specific DNA binding. The record is from RefSeq and is a predicted model, not a curated record. Lineage: Eukaryota; Metazoa; Chordata; Mammalia; Perissodactyla; Equidae. The transcript is spliced from 3 exons. The coding region runs from base 307 to 1110 and encodes 267 amino acids. Gene Ontology annotation, biological process: urogenital system development; regulation of transcription by RNA polymerase II; embryo development. Gene Ontology annotation, cellular component: nucleus.